This is a messenger RNA of Aspergillus caelatus, 3966 nucleotides long. Its product is annotated as ABC transporter ATP-binding protein. Gene Ontology annotation, molecular function: ABC-type transporter activity; ATP binding; ATP hydrolysis activity. The transcript has 10 exons. Gene Ontology annotation, biological process: transmembrane transport. Gene Ontology annotation, cellular component: membrane. The record is from RefSeq and is a predicted model, not a curated record. NCBI's taxonomy places the organism in Eukaryota, Fungi, Ascomycota, Eurotiomycetes, Eurotiales, Aspergillaceae. Bases 1 to 3966 code for a protein of 1321 amino acids.
AUGGUCGCUCAUUUAGACCGGCGAGACGUCGAGGGAGCUGCCGAAGUAGGCAACGAUACUCAAGUCUUAAUCAAGCCUGAAAAGGAAGAGGAGGAGUCUGCCGAGAAGAAGAAUGGUACAAGUGGUUUCCUGGUAUGUCUGGCCGGAAAGAUGAGGACUGAAUGCGUACCGGUACGAGUGAUGGCUGACGAGCUGGGACGAUUUACCUGGCAGAGAGUGUUCACCUUCGGCAAUCCCAAACUCUACGUCCUUGAAUGUAUUGCUUUCGUUGCUGCUAUUACGUCGGGCGUUGCUGUCGCGAUGGUCAACCUGGUUAUGGGAAACUUCUUGACACUGCUGAGCGACUUCAGCUUCUCCGACAUGACCUCAAUGCCAGGAGACUUCAUGGCAGCGGUGCGGACGUCGGCCCUGUACUUUGUUUACAUAGGUAUCGCCCGCCUCGUAUCUACCUACAUCUACGCCUCUCUCUUCACCUACGUCGCGUACCACUUGACCCGUAAUGUCCGACAAAGCUAUCUACGGGCUGCCUUGAGCCAAGAAAUUGCAUACUAUGACCGGGGCGUCGCCGGCUCCAUAUCUCAACAAGCGACCACGAACGGCAAGCUCAUCCAGUCCGGCAUCGCAGAGAAACUCGGCAUCGUCAUCCAAGCCAUUGCCACCUUCGUGGCAGCAUUCAUCAUCGCAUUUGUCACACAAUGGAAGCUGACGUUGAUUCUUAUCUUUAUUGUGCCCAUUCUGCUCAUUGUGCUCGGCACGGCCAGUGGCCUUGACGCCAUCAUCGAGACUAAGAUCUUGCAGAUCUACGCUCAAGCCGGUAGCUAUGCCGAGAGCGUCCUGGGAGGGGUCCGGACCCUGCAGGCAUUCAGCCUUCAACCAAGGGUGGUAGCCAAGUACGACUCGUACCUCCAGCAUGCGUACACCCAAGGAAUGAGAAAGAAUAAGCUAUACGGCAUCGUCUUCGGAGGACAGUAUUUUGUCGUCUACGCUGGCAUGGGCCUGGCCUUCUGGCAGGGUAUCGCCAUGUUCGACCGCGGCGAGAUAUCCGAUCUAGGAACCGUCUUUACUGUUCUCUUUUCCAUCAUCAUGGCUGCAAAUACGGUCAUGCAAGUAGCACCGCACAUGGUCACCUUCAGUCGCGCGGCAACUGCAGCUUCGGAGCUAUUUGUUCUCAUCGAUAGACAAUCGGAGAUCAACCCCUUCGACGAAUGCGGAUACCAACCUGAAGUGACUGCCGGCUGUAUUGAUUUGCACAAUGUCAGCUUCAGCUAUCCUACGCGUCCAGAUGUCCCUGUCUUAGAGGACUUCAGCUUGAAUAUCCCCGCAGGCAAGGUCACAGCAUUGGUGGGACCAUCUGGCUCAGGAAAGAGCACAAUCAUUGGCUUACUCGAACGGUGGUAUAACCCCCGCACUGGAAGCAUCUCCUUGGAUGGCAAAGACAUCAGUCAGCUCAACCUCAAGUGGCUACGGACCAACAUCCGUCUAGUGCAACAGGCAAGGCACCUAAAGGAACCGGUGCUCUUCAACACUAGCGUGUUUGAGAACAUCGCCAACGGCCUCAUCGGCACCCAAUGGGAGGCUGCAUCGCAAGAGGAGCAGAUGCAGCGCGUCCAAGAGGCCGCGAAGCUCGCCUUCGCGCACGAGUUCAUCCAGACCCUGCCACAAGGCUACCACACGCGCAUCGGCGAGAGAGGUGGCCUGCUCUCGGGGGGACAGAAGCAGCGGAUCGCCAUUGCCCGCAGUGUGAUCUCGGAGCCCAAAAUCCUACUACUCGACGAAGCAACCAGCGCGUUAGACCCGCACGCCGAGGUGAUUGUGCAGAAGGCCCUCGAAAACGCCUCCAAGAAUCGCACGACCAUUGUCAUCGCCCACAAGCUCGCGACCAUCCGCAACGCAGAUAACAUCGUCGUCAUCUCUAAGGGUAAUAUCAUCGAGCAAGGGCGGCACGAAGACCUGGUAUCCAGGAACGGCGUCUACGCCUCUCUCGUCAAGGCCCAAGACCUAGCUCCGGCCAACAUCGAGAUCGGCCACGACCUGGGGAGUACCAGGACUUCUGAUGAGGUUUCGGAAAAGAAAAACUAUCAUGUCGGUCGCAUGCAAUCUCUUGGCAGGAUUCGGACAGCCGAGGCGCAACAAUUGGCAGCAUUAAGGAACCGAGAAGAGUACGACUUGUCCAAGAAGACGGACAUUAUCCACAAUAUUUGGAAGCUUCUGAAAGGGACGCAGGAUAUCUGGCUUUGGUUCGCGGUCACAAUAGCCACGUGUAUCGGGGGAGCCGCCGUCAACCCUGGACAGGCCCUCUUGCUAGGCAAUAUCAUGAGCGUCUUUACUUCGUCGAACGUCGUAACUCGCGGUAAUUUCAUCUCCCUAAUGUUCUUCGUCAUGUCGCUCGGCAUUCUCGUCAUAUACUUCGUCAUGGGCUGGUCGACCAAUACUAUCGCACAGAGACUCAACAGGAAGAUGCGACGUGAAAUUAUGGAAUCCUUCCUCCGGCAGGACCUCCAGUUUUUCGACCGAGCUGACAAUACGAUCGGUGCGCUCAUCGGCCGCCUUGAUUCAUACCCGCAAGCCAUCCUGGAGUUGAUGGGCUUUACCGUCGCCAUCAUCCUCAUGUCCGUGUUGAACAUCGCCGCGUCUAGCAUCCUCGCAAUCGUAGUGUCUUGGAAACUUGGGCUAGUUGGUGUCUUCGUCGGCCUGCCGCCUAUGAUGCUAGGCGGCUAUGCGCGUGUUAGGCUCGAGGCUAAGAUGGACGACGAAAUAGACCAGAGAUUGUCGGCGAGCGCUUCGGUGGCUUCGGAGACAGUCAUGGCGAUCCGCACCGUCUCUUCGCUUGCCAUCGAGAACACCGUGCUGAGGAAGUACGUCUACGAGCUCGACCUCGCGAUAUCUCAUACAAGCAGGCCCAUGUUCUACAUGAUGACCUGGUUCUCUCUCACACAGUCUGUCGAGUAUUUCGUCCUGGCCUUGGGGUUCUGGUGGGGAUCGAAGCUAAUCAACGACGGGGAAAUCAGCUUGUACCAGUUCAUCGUAUCAUUCAUGGGUGUUUACUUCUCUGGCCAAGCCACCGCGUUGGCUUUCAGUUUCGCCAGUAGCUUAACCAAGGCGAAUCAAGCUGCCAACUACUACUUAUGGCUCAAGGGGCUUGACGGAACUAUCCGUGAAACUGAUGACAACCGCAAAGAGGGACCUAAGCAUAGAUGUCGCUCCUACGACCUCCACGAUGUGCAGUUCUCGUACCCUCUGGCGCCUGAGAACCGGGUUCUCAAGGGCGUGUCUCUGUCGAUUCAACGGGGUGAGUUUGUGGCAUUCGUAGGUGCAUCAGGCUGCGGAAAGAGCACUAUGGUCUCACUUUUAGAGCGCUUCUACGACCCGACAAGCGGCGCCAUCACUAUUGACUCGUCUGCACCCUUGUCGUUCAUCAACCCUCUUCUGUACCGCAAGCAUGUGGCCCUGGUGCAGCAAGAGCCGACGCUCUUCCCAGGCACGAUCCGUGACAAUAUCUCGCAGGGCAUGCCGGACCUCGGCGUAACGGAAGCGGCGUCGGACGAGGCGCUGGAGGAGGCCUGCCGGGCGGCCAACGCAUGGGACUUUGUAUCCUCGCUGCCCGACGGCCUUAAUACGCCGUGUGGGACCAGCGGUAGCCAGCUUUCCGGGGGUCAGCGGCAGCGCAUCGCCAUUGCUCGAGCGCUGAUACGCAAGCCCAGCGUGGUCCUGCUCGAUGAAGCAACAAGUGCGCUUGACACCGAGUCGGAGAAACUCGUCCAGGGCGCUCUGUUGGAGGCUGCGUUGUCCAACGAUCGUAUCACCAUCGCGGUGGCGCACCGCCUUUCGACGGUCCGCGACGCUAACUGCAUCUUCGUCUUCUACGCAGGCAAUAUUGUGGAGGUCGGGACGCACAGCGAGUUGGUCGCAAAGGGAGGGAUGUAUGCCAAGAUGUGCGAGGCUCAGAGACUUGACGGCGCUGCAUGA